AUGUCCGCUGAAUCUAGGCCAGAUGUUUCUUACACCGCUGUACCAACAAAUGAACCGUCGCGACCAAGGAACCGGUGCACAUAUCUGUUGGUUGGUACUAUUAUUAUUUUAUUAAUAUGUGGUGCUAUCGGAUAUUUCCUUUUACGUCAUGAACGACGAAAGGAAACAAUCCAUACACAAACAAUAACAACAGACGAUGAUACCCAAGAUCUGUGUACAACUCCAGAAUGCAUCCAAGCAGCACACGCUCUUCUCGAAAGUAUUGACGAAACAGUCGAUCCCUGUGAAAACUUUUAUCAGUUUAGUUGUGGGAAAUGGAUUAAAAAUGCAAAAAUACCAGCUGAGAAUUCCAAACUAAAUUCACUAUCGCAAAUGAAGACAAAUUUGCAGAAUGCACUUGUUGAUUUGCUUUCAUCAUCACCAAUCAAUGAAAGAACAGAACCAAAAGCAAUUAUCAAUGCUCGCCGUUGGUACAAUUCAUGUAUCAACGAAAGUGCAAUCGAAGAGGAAGGUGUUGAUGUCAUACUUUCAUUCAUCAAUAAAGAACUUGGUGGAUGGCCUAUCUUGUUAGGUGAUAAAUGGGAUGGAUCAACAUUUGACCCCUAUCGUGUAAUACUCACAUUAAGUCAAUAUAAUCAUUUCAUGCCAUAUAGAGUAGAGACAACUAUCGAUCUCAAGAAUUCAUCAUUGCGAAGCAUUAGAAUAAAGCCAUCUAUUGAUUUAACAGUCAAUUUGAUACCCACGACCGUAGAUCUCGAAAAAACUGCAACUUACUUAGCAAUCUUCCAGAAGUUUGCUGCAGCAUUGGCCAAGGAUUCAUCAACAAUCACGAUUGAUACUUUAGGUGUAUUAAAGCUUGAAUUGCGAAUUCAACUAGCUUAUCUUAGGAGUCAAAUUCUAUCGCUAAACAUUGUUCUUCGUGCAUCAAUUGGUAAUCUUGCUCUUGCAAAUUUCCUAGGUCAUGACUUCAUUAAUUAUGUUGAAUCCCUUUAUCGAUCUGCAAAUGUAUAUCUGAUGGAUACAGAUAUUGUAACAGUGAUUUUUCCUGAGAUCAUUCAUGCUAUUACAUCAAUUUUUGAAGAAGAAUCACCUCGUACUGUACAGAAUUUUUUAAUAUGGCACUUUAUGAUUGAUCAAGCUUGGAAAAUGCCAAAGAAAUUUAGAGAUUUGGAACAACAAUAUAGACGUUUAUUUGAUAUGAUAAGUGAGGAGAAGGCGCGCACAGUCAGAUGUGCUGAAUAUCUCGGUGAAACUAUGGGGCCUGUGAUCUCUAUGACUUAUACAAAUAAAUAUUUUAAUAAGGAUAGUCGAAAAGAGCCUAAAGCCAUGGUCAACAAUAUUCGUGAUGUCUUUAUUAAUAUGGUCAAUCGAUCGACAUGGAUGGAUUCGCACUCAAAAACUUGGACAAUUAAAAAAGUUCAAGAUAUAAAAUCAAAAGUUGGUUAUCCUGAUUAUUUUGAGAACGCCUACAUGAUUCAACUUGAGAAACAAUAUGCUGACUAUAAUUUCAAUUCAUCUUUGAUGUUAAAUGCUUUGAAAUUAAUUCAACUUAAUUCAAAAAAUUCACUUCGAACACUUCGUGAUCCGGUUGAUAAAGACGAAUGGAUGAUUACUCUACCAACAACUCUCACUGCCACAUAUCACAUAUUACUAAAUGAUAUUACUAUUCCUGCAGCUUUUCUUCAAAAACCACUUUUCAGCAACAAUCUACCAAAGUACAUCAACUAUGGUGGAAUUGGUUUUGUUAUUGGACAUGAGAUGGUACAUGGUUUUGAUGAUGAUGCACGAAGAUAUGAUAUGCAUGGGAAUGAAUUUUCGCUAUGGACCAAUAUGACAAUUGAAGCAUUUCAUGAACUCAAACAGUGUAUAGUCGAUCAAUACAACAGUUACACAUUGGCUCAAGUUAAUCAACAGGUGAAAGGUGAACGUACAAAAGAUGAAAACCUUGCUGAUAUUGUUGGGUUGAAACUGGCUUUCUACGCUUAUCGAAAAUGGGCUCAAAGUCAUAGAAACGUCGACAAAAAAUUGCCAGGUCUUACAAAGUAUUCAGCCGAACAAAUAUUUUUUCUUAGUUUUGGUCAUGCAUGGUGUGAGAAAAUGUCCAACGCUGCUGCAGAGUCUUAUUUGAUAGCAGAUAUACAUUCACCUCCUGAAUUCAGAGUAAUUGGUUCUACGUCGAAUUUCGUCGAAUUCGAUCAAUCAUUUGACUGUAAACCUAGUCAAAGAAAUAGUCGAGUAGACAAAUGUAAUGUGUGUGCAAUAAUACGACCAAUAGCACCAAUUAUAAUUAAAAUAACAACAAAUAAGCAAUUAUGUAAAGAAGCUCGGGUACUUGUAGCAAUACAAUUAAGAGAAUUUCAAAUAUAUAUGCGUAUGUCAAAUGUUAUGGGCAAAGUCGAAUGGAAUACAACUCAUGUUUGUUCAACUGGAAGUUUAACAUUAACAAAUACAGGACAAAGAUCAAUUUUCUUUUCAUUAGGUCUUCAAAAAUCUAUAUUUCAAGUUGAACAAGGCAUUGUUGGAGGAACUUUAAGAUUAAAACAUCUUAGAACUACAACUAAAAUGGCCAUUUGUGACGAUGGGCUUGAAAUGCUAACGCAUGAGAGUGCCUAUCUCGAGACAUUUCAUCUUGUUUGGCUUGAUACCACAGAGAACGAGUCAUACAAUGAGAAGAUGAUUGCUCGGCAGCAACUCCGCACGAUCUUCAAACAUCUAAAGAUAUUUAAGAAUCCCAACGAAUGCCAAGAGUACAUGGAGAAUAUGACAAAUACCGAUCGAAUUGUGCUCAUUGUCGAUGGUCAAUCAAGUCAACAGAUCAUUCCUCGCGUUCACGAACUGCGGCAAGUGUCCUCAAUCUAUGUUUACGAGAGUAACGAUGACGCGUUGGCGACUUUCAGACUCAGCCAAAAGAUCAAAGCAGUUAGCGCCGAGUUCGAUUGCAUUAGAACACAGCUUGUGUCAGAUCACCAGCAUCGAACAAGACGACGUUACCAAGAAGUCGACGAGCCUAUUUCAAUCAGUAUUUUCAAUACGAGCCUCAUGUCCGAUCAAUCGUCAACAGGACUCAAUGGUCAAUUCAUGUUUUCACAUUUGCUCAUUGACAUUCUACUUCGAAUGCCAUCGACUGAUACGGACAAAAACGAACUGAUUGCUCUGUUUGAAGAAGAGUUUAGCGGCAAUUUGGCCAAUCUUGCUACUUUGAACGAGUUCAAACAAACAUAUUCAUCUAAGCAAGCUCUGUUGUGGUACACGAAAGAGUCAUUCUUGUAUCGCUUAUUGAACAAAGCUCUUCGGGUUCAAAACAUUGAUUUGCUCUUUCUCUUUCGAUUCUUCAUUCAUGACAUUCAUCAACAACUCCAACAACUGCGAUGUUCGAGCCCGAUUCGCGUCUAUCGCGGACAGGCGAUGUCGAUAGAAGAACUAAAUGUACUACAAAGUUCUAUUGGUCAGCUCAUUUCCAUGAAUUCAUUUCUUUCGACGAGUGCCAAUCGUGAUCUGGCACUCUUUUACUUGGGCAACUCGACGGCACUCGACGCCUCACCACGAGUUCUAUUUGAAAUCGAUGCCGAUCCUCGACUAGAUAGUGCUAUGCCAUUCGCCAAUAUCACUGCUCACAGCCACUUUCCAGACGAAGAAGAAAUUCUCAUGAUGCUCGGCAGCAUCUUUCGCAUUGAAUCUAUUCAACACCAACGAGAAAAAGACAGUCAAUUAGUCCACAUCGUUCGAAUGACAUUGUGUAGCGAUAACAAUCACAAUGCAAAACUUGUCUAUGAAACAAUGAAAAGUGAACUUGGUGUCGACGGCACCGAAAAAACAAGUCUCCUUCACUUUGGAGAUGCACUGAAUGAGAUGGGGAAAUUUAAUGUGGCCGACAAGUAUUUUCAUCGCUUGCUCUACCAACUCCCGAAUAAUCAUGCAGAUAUUGCUCAUUGCUAUCAUGGUCUUGGAGAAGCGGCUACUGGCAAAGGCGAAUAUGAAGCUAGUCUCGAAUGGCUUCACAAAGCACUCGAAAUUCGAAUACAAACACUACCAUCGGACCACGAUGACAUUGGGCAGACCCACAAUUGUAUCGGCAUUUCAUUCGAAGGCCAAGGCGAAUACAAUUUGGCGCUCGAGUCCUAUGGUAGAGCUUUGACUAUAUGGCAACUCACAAAGGACAAGAAUUAUCAUCGAGUGGCCUGGUGCCUCAACAAUAUUGGCGUUGUCUAUCAAAAAGAAAAAAAGUAUACUGAAUCACUCGAGUACCAACAAAAGUCACUAAGUAUCAAAGAGAAAAAUCUUCCAACUGAUCAUCCAGACAUUGCGGCAUCACUGCAUAACAUUGGCGAUGCUUAUUGUUCUCUUGGUCAACAUGAUACAGCUUUAGAAUAUUACGAGCGAGCUCUUAAUAUUUUUCGAAAGUCUCUACCUGAUCAUCAUCCUCACAUUGCAUACACAUUGGGCAGCAUCGGUCACCUGUCUUCACCUGAAAUGUAA
Molecule: messenger RNA, 4476 nt
Organism: Rotaria socialis
Lineage: Eukaryota; Metazoa; Rotifera; Eurotatoria; Philodinida; Philodinidae
Source: the annotation of a GenBank genome assembly